AAAGUAAUAAAACUUGUUUUACAACAGCAUUAUAACACUGGAAGAGCGCAGAAGAUGGUCGUUUGUGAUGGCUACGAUCUUCAUAAGGAUGGACACCCUACUACUACAGGCACGGAGUAGCGAAAAACAAAGGUUGCCUGGUUUUAAUCGAAUGGUUAAUUUGCUGAAGGAAUUGUCAAAAUCGGAUCGACUUUAUCAUAAAGCGCUGUCUUGGGCGUAUUUAGGUAUAAUACUUGAACGGCAGUCUUCAUUUGAAACAACACCCAUGGCAAUCCACGACUGCGGGUUUACUGGCACUGAACCACUGGAUUGUUUCACCAAAGCAAUACAACUUGCAGAUAAUGAACCUGCCGUAUUAAACAGGCUUGCAAAGCUCUUUCAAAUAAUGGGCAAGCAUGAAAUGGCGAUCGGUACAGCGAGUAUGUCAUUGGACGUUGACCCCGACCACGUGACUAACGUAGCGUCCUAUCACACGCGAGCAAGAGUUCACACCUCUUUGUAUAUGAGGGAUCUAACCCGAUGCAAGCAAGGUUCAAGUACCAUGCCUGAGCGUUCCUUGCUUGAGAAAGCAAAAGACGAUCUUGACCAAGUGAUAAAGUCUACACCCUCGCUUCGAGCUUAUAUGGAUUUGGGGCAGGUUUGCUACUACAUGGGUGUGGAUGCGAUCAAAGAAUCUUUCGCUGUAAACGAGGAAUGGAUAAACCAAGCUCUUAUUUACUUCUCUAAGGCUCUUGAAUGCGACCUGGGAUCUAUUCUACCAGAAUUACAACUUCUACGAGGGAAAUGCUUGAAAGUGAAGGGUGAAGAAUCAAACGCAGUUGAAUGUUUUAAAAGAUCGAUUGAAAUGGAAAGGGAUGGUUCAAGAAACUCACAAGCGUUCAGGUGGUUGUUGGAAACUUAUAUUUUAUGGUAUUGCCAAGGCGGUCCAAUGAAACGAGGCGCUAUUCUGAAUGAAGUCGACACAUGGGUUAGUCUUGUCCUGAACAAAUUCGACAACCGGUCUAUUACAUCUGAGAUUCGUACAGUUUCACACAUAUACACACACGAGCUACUAGACUUGUGCAAAGGAACGAUUAAAGAAGGGAAAAUAUCUUUGUCAAGACUCUGUUUCUCUAUGUUUCCUACGACAGUAACUGACAACCAAAGCUACACAGAAAGCACCGACUAAAACUUGUAAAUUUUGAAUUUCUUUAUAGAUACAAUGCGAUACUAAAUUCGCAAACGCUUUUCCAGCUACUUUUUUUCUUUUAUUUCAAACGAUCAAUUUUACUAUGUUAAUUGCUAAACACCCAGCAUACGUAAAAGCUAUAUGUAUUAACCUUGGCUGAGCUGCCGAAAAUAACACUUUAUGGGUUAGUUCCAACGACGAAGCAUGUCGUUAUUUUUAAAGCCAUCGUCGCAUACUUUCAAAAAAUAGGAUCUGGCUUUACCAUUUCGCGAAGUUUAUAAUAUGCUGGGUGUAUUGGGCUAAUCAGACAAUAUUUUGCCUUAAUCCCGUGUUUAUCCUGACCUGCCACGUCGUAGGAUCUCAUCCAUACAAUAGAAACGAUCUCUAAAACGCACAUUUGUUAUCAUAUUCUUUAUUAUUCAACUGUUAUUAAAACCAAACGUAUUUUUACUGUAUUUGUAUUUGUUUAUAUUUUAUUACUUUUAGUUUCCGCAACGCACUUGAAAUUUUCGGAAUGUCAACAAAUAAAACCUAAAAC
Molecule: messenger RNA, 1706 nt
Organism: Ciona intestinalis (vase tunicate)
Lineage: Eukaryota; Metazoa; Chordata; Ascidiacea; Phlebobranchia; Cionidae
Source: RefSeq, a predicted model, not a curated record